Aspergillus nidulans FGSC A4 is the source of this 3570-nucleotide messenger RNA. RefSeq names its product putative NF-X1 finger transcription factor. Gene Ontology annotation, cellular component: nucleus. The transcript has a single exon. Gene Ontology annotation, molecular function: nucleic acid binding; zinc ion binding; DNA-binding transcription factor activity. The record is from RefSeq and is a predicted model, not a curated record. The coding region runs from base 1 to 3570 and encodes 1189 amino acids. NCBI's taxonomy places the organism in Eukaryota, Fungi, Ascomycota, Eurotiomycetes, Eurotiales, Aspergillaceae.
AUGAGUGCGAGUACGAGUUCGAGUUUGCUGGUUCAGACUCCACCGAAUAUGUCAGUGUCAACAGCUACGCCGACCGGGGUCGAUAGCGCCCCGCGAAAUCCUAGAAAUUUUAGACGGGGACAUCGAGGCCGCCGAGGUAAUCCGAGUCGACGGACACAAACACAGGAGCAAACGCAGUUCUUGUCCGCAGCGCAGCCGCAUAAUUUGCCGGCAGCCCAAACCCAGCAGUUACAAGCGCAGGCGCCGACGCCGACCACUUCUGUAUCCCAGUCUCAGCUCGCAACACAACCAAGCGAUACGGCGGGUCAGCAACGAUCACGACGUGGCCCGAGAAGAGGACGGCGAGGCGCUGGGAAUACACCGGUAGAUGGAGAAGGGCAGCGCCAGAAUCGGGUGCGGGGUGGCGACCAACAAAUUGGGGCGGGAGCUGCUAGACGGACGUUCGGUGGACGCCUGACGAAGUCACAGGAGACUUCGGAGGACGAUAAGCAGGCGCCAGAGGGUACGGAAGAUGCAGGGUUAAGGGCUGAUGCUCCAGCAUUUGUACCUGGAUCGUCCUCGAGCAAUGCCGCACCGGCAAAAGGAAAAGGGAAGGGGAAAUCCCUCCGAACACGGCAGCCGAAGGUUACUACAAAGUCAGAGGCGGAGGAUAUCAUCACACGGAUUCAUGAGGAUAUUGCUCAUAACCUUUACGAAUGCCCUAUCUGUACUAGCGAGAUUGGACGGAAGACACGCGUUUGGUCUUGCGGACUCUGUUGGACCGUGUUCCAUUUGAGCUGUGUUAAGAAAUGGUCGAAGAAUGAAGGCGCCGCUGUGCAGGAUCCUUCCCGAACCGUGCCCGGUGGUGAAAACGGAGAGGCUAGCGGGCCUCGUGCUUGGAGGUGUCCUGGUUGUAAUCUUGCCCAGGAGGUGUUUCCAUCAAGCUACACUUGCUGGUGUGAGAAAGAGACUGAUCCGCGGCCGCUUCCUGGGCUUCCCCCUCACUCGUGUGGGCAGACAUGCUCACGCAAGCGUAAGGAUUGUCCACACCCCUGUGAUUUGACUUGCCAUGCUGGGCCAUGCAAACCAUGUACGGCAAUGGGCCCGACUCAGGAUUGUUUCUGCGGCAGGAAUUCGUCUACGAAGCGGUGUCAAGACACCGACUACGAGAACGGAUGGAGUUGCGGCGAGAUUUGUGGCGAUUUGUUGCCGUGCGGUGAACACACCUGCAGUCGGCCUUGUCAUGAAGGUCUUUGCGGAGCGUGUGAGGUCAAGAUUGAUGCGCGCUGUUAUUGUGGAAAGGUAGAGACCGAAAUGCUCUGCAGCUCCAAGGACGAAGAGCUGGAUAGCCAACUUUUGAAGGAUUGUGAUGUCGAGGAGUGGACCGGGUGCUUCAGCUGCGGAGAUGUCUGCAGUCGCCCAUUUGAUUGCGGUGUCCACGUCUGUCAGCAAAGCUGCCACCCACAAAAAGCCCAGGCGGCUCACUGUCCGAGAUCGCCGGACGUGGUCUCUCAUUGUCCUUGCGGGAAAACGCCAUUGGCCGAUAUUCCAGGAUAUACACCUCGAUCAUCUUGUGAAGACCCCAUUCCAAACUGUCAAAAAGCCUGCGGCAAGACUCUUCCAUGUGGACACGCAUGCGAAAAGAUCUGCCACACUGGUCCAUGCGGCGCGUGUAUGCGGGCGGUUACGAUAAAUUGCCGUUGUGGGCGCAAUUCAUUUAAGAGCAUUUGCCAUCAAGGCUCGUUCGAGCCUCCGCAAUGUUUCCGGGUUUGUAAGGCAGGCUUACAUUGCGGCAGACAUGCAUGUGCCGAGCGUUGCUGUCCUGGCGAACAAAAGGCCGUCGAACGCCAGGCUAUGCGAAGGAAGCUGAAGCCUCACCUCCGCCCUAUCGACGAGGAUGUCGAGGCCGAACAUAUUUGUACCCGUGUUUGUGGCCGCAUGUUGAAAUGCGGCCGGCAUACAUGUCCGGAAAUCUGCCACAAGGGUCCCUGCAAUACUUGCAGAGAGGCUAUAUUCGAGGAGGUACCCUGCAGUUGCGGUAGGACAGUCUUGUACCCGCCGUUGCCCUGUGGGACGCAGCCCCCGGCAUGCUCAUUCCCUUGUGAGCGUCCGAAACCGUGUGGCCAUCCUCAGACGACGCACAAUUGUCACACAGAGGACGAAUCUUGCCCCAAGUGCCCUUUCCUAACAGAGAAAACAUGCCUUUGCGGGAAGCGGACCCUAAAGAAUCAACCCUGUUGGUUGGCAGAUGUACGCUGUGGGCAAAUUUGCGGCGAACCACUCAAAUGCGGCUCUCAUUACUGUCAAAAGAAUUGUCACCGACCAGGCGAAUGCGAAGAUGCCUCACAGCCCUGUCAGCAGGCAUGUGGAAAGACAAAGACCGUUUGCGGCCAUCCAUGCACGGAGCCCUGCCAUGCUCCGUACCCCUGUGCCGAGAAGACGCCAUGUGCGUCCACAAUCACGGUAACAUGUGGCUGUGGACGACUUCGUCAGGACCGUCGAUGCAACGCUAUGAAAGCCGUGACAUCGAAGGGACAGCUGCAGCAGCCGCAGAGGCUCCCCGCAACCAGCCCCUUAUCAUGCGACGACGAGUGUGCCCGGUUAGAGCGCAACCGCGCGCUUGCGGCAGCUCUAGGGGUCAAUAUCAACCCGUCGACCACCAUGGCGCAAAAUACUAUCUCCUCCACGAACCUACCAUACUCUUCUGAAACACUGGACAUGUACAUCCAGCUCUCAUCUACAUCCCCCCUCUCGACGCUUCAAUCCCACGAAGCAACCCUACACUCCCUUGCUACAAGCACUACCCAACGCUCCGUGCGAACCCAGCCCGCAAAAUCGUCUAUCCGAGCUUUCAUCCACUCUCUUGCAUCGGACUACGGCUUCGCGAGCGAGAGUUUUGACCCAGAGCCCCACCGACACGUAUUCGUCCUCAAGCCUACAACUUGGACACCUCCUGUCUUCGGCCUCGGCAAUGGCGUCUCGAUCGGCAUCGCGGGUAUGAGCGUUUCUGAAUGUGUGAAACUUCGUGAGCGUCACAGGGCCAAGGAGCGCGAAGCGCAGCGUGAAGCAGCGGCAGAAGCGAAAGCCCUACGCGAAGCAGCCAAGGCCCAAGCCGGCUCUUCGGAAGGCGGCUGGGCGCAAGUUGCUGCAUCGAAACGGAAUAAUGGGGUCAGUAGCGCAAGAAACACGCCGCUUUCUCGCACUCCCAUUGGGCCAGGGUCGGGGUCUUUGUACGCGGCUCUUGCGAUGAACGAUGACGGAAGCAGCGUAGGGGGCUCGGGCGUCAAGAAGGAGAAGCUCGUUCUGAGAUCGGGCGUUGGUGCGAGCAAGCAGGCUCGCCGUUCGUCUCCACUUCAAUCAACUGAAGUUGCCGAUAGUUGGGAAGAGGAGGAAGAGAAAGAGGAGCAGGAGGAGGAGCGACGGGCGAGGGAGUCCGAAGUCUCAGGUAGCACAGGGACAAGGACCCCCGAGGUCGUUGAGGGGAAUCGGGACUCUGGAAAUGAGACCGCCGCAGGCACUGCUUCCUCUGAAUCCCUUCCUGCAAGUGAGGGAGAGAGGACCCAGGCGGAUGAAACCACUGUCUGCUUCUGA